This is a messenger RNA of Aspergillus nidulans FGSC A4, 888 nucleotides long. RefSeq names its product RTA1 domain-containing protein. The record is from RefSeq and is a predicted model, not a curated record. The transcript has 2 exons. Gene Ontology annotation, cellular component: membrane. The coding region runs from base 1 to 888 and encodes 295 amino acids. Lineage: Eukaryota; Fungi; Ascomycota; Eurotiomycetes; Eurotiales; Aspergillaceae.
AUGUCGGGCGGUUUCGAGGGCUGGAAAGCCUACCUCUAUGACCCCUCCACGGCAGCGGCCGCCAUUUUCAUCGUUCUCUACGGCAUCGUGACAGGAAUUCAUAGUUACUACCUCUUCCGGACGAGGACGCGGUUUUUCAUACCGAUGGUGCUCGGAGGAUACUUUGAGUUUAUAGGAUAUAUCGGCCGAGCGAUAUCAUCUGCCCAGACACCUGACUGGACGCUGGGGCCUUAUAUAAUGCAGAGCGUGCUGCUGUUGGUUGCACCCGCGCUUUUCGCCGCGAGUAUCUACAUGUACCUGGGUCGCAUCAUCGCGCUUGUGCGGGGCGAGAAAUUCUCCUUUAUUCGCGUCAGCUGGAUGACCAAGAUCUUCGUCGCGGGCGACGUCCUCAGUUUCUUGAUGCAGUCCUCAGGUGCGUCAAUGAAUCCGUGUUGUCUGUAUGAGCUAAUGGUUGUAGGCGCGGGGAUCCUCGUAACAAACUCGCAGCAAAUGGGCGAGAAUAUCAUUGUGGGCGGCCUCUUCGUGCAAAUAAUCUUCUUCGGUUUCUUUGUUACCUGCUCGUUCAUAUUCCAGCGUCGAAUCAGCAGCAACGCCAAUGCGCUCGGGAACGCCAGCACAACACCAUGGCUAAAGCACUUGUAUGCGCUAUACGGCUCCAGCAUCCUGAUUUUGAUUCGGUCCAUCUUCCGCGUGGUAGAGUAUCUCCAAGGGUGGGAUGGCUAUCUGUUGCGGAAUGAAGCAUUCAUAUACGUGUUCGAUGCACUGCUGAUGUGGUUGGUGCUAGUGAUCUUCGUGGUCAUCCACCCGAGCGAGGUGAAUUGUCUUCUGGGCCGGGGGCGUGUUAUGAUAACCAAAGGAGGAUUGAGUAUCAGCGAGGUUGCGGUGUAA